Messenger RNA from Meloidogyne enterolobii, 245 nucleotides. NCBI's taxonomy places the organism in Eukaryota, Metazoa, Nematoda, Chromadorea, Rhabditida, Meloidogynidae. The record is from the annotation of a GenBank genome assembly.
UUUCACCCCAACCCUUCAUUAAGCACUGCACUUCACCAAACCUAUCAAGAAGUAGAAGAAUGUCUUUAGCUGCAGUUUUAUAUGAAAAGAAUUAUUUAGCAUCAGAAGGGUUAAUUAAUUCUAAUGGAAGAAGACAUUCCCGCGCAGUUGCUGGAAAUGUUCCUAGAAAAUUGAGUUAUAAUGAGGAAGUUAAUAAUACAGGGACAGAGUGUUCUCUAGCAGAACAUUUAAAAUUAUCUUGGUAA